UUUUCAACCAGUGAUGUAGCCGCCUUGAGUAGAUGUGCUAUGGUCUGUCGUACAUGGGCGAAGAUCUGCCGUCCCUUGAUGUUUGAGCCCCUAAAAAUCGAAAGCGUAGUCAAGCUACAUCGCUUGGACGCCAUAUUCCGCUCUUCGAGGGCCUUGCAUCUUCCGCGCGAGGUGCGCGUAAGCGGCAGGAGCGAUCAACUCGGACACAACUCGGAUAAGCCCCCAAGCUUCGCCCUGGUUUUAUCAUCUUUUGGCAUCCAUCUCCACCAAGCCGAGCUCAUCAGCCUCUUUGAAUCUCGGUACUCCAGCUCAGAAAUGAUUUGCGCGCCACCAUGGAUUGAGACCAGAAUCCAAGCUCUUCUACGUCCGCUCCGAGAACUCGUUUCCCUGAAUAUGGACGAUCUGGAAUUUAAAUCUUUGACGCAGUUCCUUCGCAUUAUCCGUGGCCUACCUCGUAUCCGAGAUAUUAGCCUGAAGAAGAUAAAGGUCUUGCUGGCUCCUCAACACUUCUUCUGGCCGCCAUCGGUCACUCUGACAGAGCUGCAGACUUUCCAAGUACAAGAGUGCCAGGUACCCACAUAUGCAAUUCUGGCAUUGACCUCGCUCGGAAUCCUAGGCAAGCCGAGCUCGAGCUCUUCACUCGCUGUCGCAUUGCAGCAUCGUCAACGAGCAAAUGGGAUCCCAUUGCACCACGACGAUGAAGAUGCCAUCUUGCAAAUAGCUCAAGCUUUAGGACAUCUGCACACGUCGUUUGACAACGAUGCUAAGCCUGAGACAUCGCGAUACAGCCUUACUCUUAAUGGUAACCAAGGACAAAAAACCACUCGGUACCUGGAAGGUGAGAUUCAUUGA
This is a messenger RNA of Phanerochaete carnosa HHB-10118-sp, 852 nucleotides long. RefSeq lists its product as uncharacterized. The record is from RefSeq and is a predicted model, not a curated record. NCBI's taxonomy places the organism in Eukaryota, Fungi, Basidiomycota, Agaricomycetes, Polyporales, Phanerochaetaceae. The transcript has a single exon. Bases 79 to 852 code for a protein of 257 amino acids.